UGUGGCGAUCUCACGAAAGGAAAGCGUUUUGGGAGCACUCGCGAGAUCUCGGACCACCCGACCCUAAAACGUUCUUAGGAAGUUUAAGGGCCUGGAGGAAGCCCGGGGGCAAAUGGCCGGGGCAGGGCCAACAGUGCUCCUGCGAGAGGAGAACGGCUGUUGCAGCCGGCGUCAGAGCAGCUCCAGCGCCGGGGACUCUGACGGCGAAGGUGAGGACUCGCCAGCUGCGCGUGCCCGGCAGCAACUAGAGGCGCUGCUCAACAAGACUAUGCGCAUUCGUAUGACAGAUGGGAGGACGCUAGUUGGCUGCUUCCUUUGUACGGAUCGCGACUGUAAUGUCAUCCUCGGCUCUGCGCAGGAGUUCCUCAAGCCGUCGGAUUCUUUCUCUGCGGGGGAACCCCGUGUGCUGGGUCUAGCCAUGGUACCCGGACACCACAUCGUUUCUAUUGAGGUGCAAAGGGAGAGCCUGGCAGGGGCCCCGUAUCUCUGACCACGACCGCACAUUUUUGAGACCAUUAAACCUAUAAUUAAAGUGG
Molecule: messenger RNA, 536 nt
Organism: Nannospalax galili (Upper Galilee mountains blind mole rat)
Lineage: Eukaryota; Metazoa; Chordata; Mammalia; Rodentia; Spalacidae
Gene: Naa38
Product: N(alpha)-acetyltransferase 38, NatC auxiliary subunit
Exons: 3
Coding region: 113-490 (125 amino acids)
Cellular component (GO): NatC complex
Molecular function (GO): RNA binding
Source: RefSeq, a predicted model, not a curated record